Messenger RNA from Brassica napus (rape), 6724 nucleotides. RefSeq names its product helicase-like transcription factor CHR27. Gene Ontology annotation, molecular function: ATP-dependent chromatin remodeler activity; metal ion binding; ATP binding. The record is from RefSeq and is a predicted model, not a curated record. Lineage: Eukaryota; Viridiplantae; Streptophyta; Magnoliopsida; Brassicales; Brassicaceae.
CCAUCGUUCACUUCAUUUUGUUCAAGUGGCAUAGUGAAAUCUUCGUCAAAAUUUAAAAAUCACAAUAUAAAAAUGAAAAAGGAAAACCUAACUUUUUUUGUCAGCACCUAACUUCUUAAUUGGAAACUUAGAAUAUAAAACAUAAUCUAAAAACUAAAAAAAAAUUAUUUAUUGGUUCAACCGGUGGUUCAACCGGUAUCGGGUUCCGGAUUUUAGUGAGUUUUUGUGAGUUUUUGCGGGUUUCUAAAUAUUGGGUUUUUCACAAAACUCAAACCGAAUUUUUUCUAGGUCACCGGGUUUACCGGUUCAACCGCGGGUCCGGGUCGGGUUUCAAAACACUGCUGUAAACUGUUACCUUUGUUUCUAUAUUUAUGAUGGAAAUAUAAUUACCAAAGGAUUUUUUUACUCUUUAAGACACUUUUUGUCUUUCAAAUUACAUAAUAGGUCACUUGCUGGUGGAGGCACACUUUCUCUUUGUGCAAUGUCCUAUAUGUCCUCAAUCUAACUACGCUCUCUCCUAACCACAACCCUUCUUAACUAAGCUGUCACUUUCCCUUCUUUAAAAAAAAAACAAUUGAUCAGUUUCUUAUUUUUUAGUUUUCAAAAACCAACGGGUAAACGACAUAUUUCCACACCAGAAGUAUCAUAUAGUAACAGUUACACACGAUCUUUCAACCUCGUCUUAAUUGCAUGCAUGAAAACUUAUCAAACUGAUUUCCCCCCGAUUUGAAAGAUCGAAACCCGAAUCCACAUAAAACAUUUCGUCGGAACCAAACCUACACCUAGCCGAUUUAAAUUGAUUUACUAUUUAUCUAUUUGUAAUCUAAUCAAUAGAUAACCUAACUAAACCAAAAAUGACCCAAUUAAAAGUGCUAAACCAAAAAAUAUAUAACCUGAUCUACUAACCGAGGUUUACCCAGAAAACUGAAGUCACAUAAUGUUGAGGAAGAAGAAGAAGAAUUCGAACAACAGCAAAAGAAAAAGAAAACCCAGAAAAAAUUUUUGAGCUUUUUGUUUCCCCCAAAUCAUUCUUCUAUUUUAUUGGAAAGACAAAAAUUAUGUAUGUGGCUGUGAAUCUCGUCUUCCUCCUUUUGAACAAUAUGAAAUCUGCAAAGCUCUACACAUUGUCUGAUGCCAUUGUUGAAUCUGACGAAUACCCUUCACUUUCUUUCCUUAGAGAUUGCUUGUUCUAACAGAGCUAGAGGUCCUCGUAGCCUCUUUUGUGUGUGUGUGUAAAUAUUGGGAGGUUCUCGUGGACAAAGAGACGCCAAGGGAGAAGACGCCAUCGUCGUUCGGAAGCCUCUCGGAUCAUCAAUUUUAAAAUGGCUUACUCUAUUCUCUCAAUUUUAAAAUGGCUUACUCUGUUCUCUAAACGAGGUUACUUGAUUCUAGUUGAGGAUUUGUCUUACGAUCAAACGCCUUUUAUGAAAGAUGGAUGUGAGAGGGUGAAAGCGCGUGGAGCUAGAGUGAUGAGUGUUCUUUGUUGUUGCAAGCGAUGGGAUUAUCGAGUUUCUUCCAAGCCAAGCUGUUGUUGGUAUAGUAAUUUAUGAAGAAAACAUAAAAAUUUGGAAAAUCUUUCAUGUGUUUUCAACUAUUGUAUGUGUUCUGUUUGUUUGCAGGUGGGGAGAUACACAGAUCCGCGAGAUGGCUUCAAAACCGGGUGAACAAAGUCGGAUCUCUCUGGUCGAAUUGUAUUUUGUAUUUUGGUUUGAUUUACCUGUUACAAGCCAAUAAAUCAAUGAAUAACCGAAGCUAUGUGGAUUCGGGUUUGGAUCAUUUGAAUCGGGGGGAAAUAGGUUUGAUAAGUUUUCAUAUGUGCAAUUGAGACGAGGUUGAAAGAUCGUGUGUAACAGUUACUAUAUGAUACUUCUGGUGUAGAAAUAGGUCGUUUACCCAAAACCCAACCUAUAUUCUCUCUCCAACUUUACUUUUUCAGAUUCAGAUUUACUUUUUCUAAUUUGACGGUCCCUUCGUUUACUAACCCUAAUUCUGUGAACCCUCUUCUUCUCCAUCUUCAAUUUCUCCAUAGAACACCAUGAAACCAGAGGUCCGCCGCGAGUUUGAUUGUGUAAUCUCAUCUACACGACUUGGGAACUCUCGAGAAUCCUCCACCAAAAUUUAUAUGUACGACAGUCUGGCUCUGUGGUUCUCCUCUGGACGAAUCUCUUUAUUGUGAUGUGUCUUGAUUGGAUUCAGCUUAGUUCCUACUGAUGAAACCAAUCUCCAUAGCAAAGGUAAACAUUAAUCUGAUAUACGGCGCGUAAUUAUCGAAGUUCUCUCCUCAAAUACACUCCCAAAUUGAUUUGUUUUAUUUUGUUUUGUUUUGGAAAUUCCGUUCAAUAACACAAACCAUAAACGAAAAGUUUGAGAUGAAAUCAUGAGGAAGUUGAGAAGUGGGGAGGUAAUCAAGAAGGAUUUGAGAUUUCGAGACAAACGAAAGGUGGACUGAGUUCGUUGAUUGUCUCUGUUUCUCGAAAUCGAGGUAAGAUUCUUUUUUUUGUUUUCUUCACUCGUGAUUUUUUGUUCUGAGAAAUUGAUGUUCUGAAAAAUUGAGGAAAACGGGUUUGAGUUUAGUUUGUUUGAUGUGUUGUGUGCAUUUUCUCCAUGAAAAUAUGAACUAUCUUUUGGUUGAUAUCAUUGUACUGUAUUGUUUGGUAUUGAAACAUGUGUGGUUGAUUUCUUUGUUUUUGUUUUGUCUAAUUUGACGUUCGGUUGUUGUUUCGUCUUUGUAUAUGUCAUCGUCUUUGUGUUUCUAUGUCACUGUAUUUUACUGUGUUUGUGUGUUUUGUGUUUCGUUUGUGGUAUCAUGUAUGUGUGGUGUGGCAAAGAAAUUGCAGACAGUGUCACCUACCAACAAUGUUACCAAUCGUAUAACUUCUGAAAGUUUUUGUUGGCUACAUGACAGGAUCCUUGAGGAGAGUCUAAGAGGUCAUAAAGCUCGAGAGUUGAUGCUGACACCUAGUGGUGUUUGUCCUUCAUAUUUUGUCCUUUAGUUUGGUUUGAGUCGUUGCCUCAAGACCUUUGUUCUUUCUCUUAAGUAAUGAAAAUGUUUUCGUCUACAAAUUUUUAUCAACAGAUUCCAUCCAUGUCCACAAAUUUAAUCCAUGUCCAUGUCCACAGAUUUAGUCACGUCUCUCUGUCCACAACAAUAAAUUAUUAUGUUUACAAUUUUUGAAUUCUUCGUUCUAUACAACAAAUUAUAUAUCCUACAUUUAUCAUAUUUAUUGAGAUCUUUGUCCACCAUUCUUUAUCCACAAAUUUAUUUUUUAUGAUCGAGAACGUCUGCUUUUAAAAAAUUUAGGUUCGUGUCCAUGUCCACACAUUUUUAUAUAAAUGUUUAUAUAUCCAUGUCCACACAUUUUUAUAUAAAUGUUUAUAUAUAUAUGAAAUGGAUGUUGAAAGAUAAAGAAUCUUAUGUAUAAUUUAUUAUGUUAAUUAUAUUUAUUUUAUAUAUUUUAAUUUUUGAGAUAAGAGUAAAAGAAAACAAAAGUGAAAUAAAAGAAACAACGAUAGCAUAAAAUAAAAAAUAAAAUGGUGGACAGUUUCUUAUAUACACGUACUUUAGUACAUCUGUAAGUUACUUUUUCUAACUAGAUAACAAAUUAAUUUUUCAGAUGCUUAGCUAAAACAAUUAUAUCACUCUUUUCCAUCGUUGAGCAAAGGGCAUAUGAGUUAAAAAGAUGUCUAGUACACCGUAAAAGUAUGCUUCCAGCACAUUAUGUGUUAAAGUGUCAAAAAAGAGAAAAAUGUAUCCCAUAGAGAAAUCAACUCUUACCGAAGCGUAAAAGAAAAACAUUUCCCGUCUUCUGCUACGUCGUGUCAUGAAAGAUUCUUGGGUUCACUGAGAAAGGAAGAAACCCUAUGAACAGUGGCUUCCUCUCUUCUUCUCCAACUUGCUGCUUCCUCCAUGGCUAAUUCAGUUUCUUAGAAGCUCGAGUCAAGUUUGAGGAGACCCCAUGAUGGAUUCUGAUAUUCAAAUUAGUUCAGGUAGUAGUAGUAGCAGCAGCAGCAACUGCAGUGGUAGUGGUAGUGAUGACGAGCUCAUUGGGAAAGAAACUAGUGGGAGCAGUAGUUUUACUUCCUCUGCGGGUAAUAGUCAAGAUAGUGCUGGAUGUACGAAUCAUGCUUCUCCUAGUGGGAAUGGGGUUAGGAUACUCCCUCCUUCUUCUAUGACACAUGGAACAUCUGCUUCUCCUUUACAUGGUCCAAGCGAUCCAGUGGACAUGACUGGAAAUGAAAUUGGGGAAGACAAGAAUUCUGAGAGGCUGAUCUAUCAGGAUGCACUACAGAAUUUGAAUCAACCCAGGACAGAAGUUGAUCUACCUCCUGGUACUCUUUCAGUUCCUCUUAUGAGACAUCAGAAAAUUGCAUUGGCAUGGAUGUUACGAAAGGAAACAACUUGUUUAGACUGUUCAGGAGGGAUAUUAGCAGCUGAUCAGGGACUUGGUAAGACAGUCUCGAUGAUUGCUCUUAUCCUGAAGCAAAAGUAUGAGUCGCAAUUAAAGUCUGAGAUCACAAGCAAGCAAGAAUCUGAAAUACUGGACCUGGAUGCUGAUGAUGAUGAGUCAGAAAAUGCAAAGCAUGAUGAAAGUGAAAGUCAUGCAAGACCACCAAAGCUCAUGGUUUCAAGCAAUAGUGACACCAUGGUUCUUCUGAGUGAUGAUGAGGAUGGUAGUUCAGAUAUGGAGAAUGCCAAAGAUGAAGAAGCGAGACAGGAACUUACUAGCAACAAGAGACCAGCUGCUGGUACAUUGGUUGUUUGUCCCGCGAGUGUUGUAACGCAGUGGGCAAGAGAACUUGAUGAGAAGGUCUCUGAUGAAUCCAAACUCUCUGUUUUAGUCUACCAUGGUGGUAAUAGGACCAAAGAUCCUAGUGUAUUAGCAAAAUAUGAUGUGGUUAUCACAACUUACGCCAUUGUUACCAAUGAAGUUCCCAAACAGUUCUUGGUGGAUGAGGAUGAGAACGAUGAAAGUCACAGCUUCUCCAACAGAAAACAUAAAGUUUCUGUGAGUGCUAGUAAGAAUAGAGGUUCUUUUGGGGGUACACUAUCAAGAGUUGGGUGGCUUAGAGUAGUACUUGAUGAAGCUCAGACAAUUAAGAAUCAUAGAACACAAGUGGCAAGAGCAUGUUGCAUUCUUAGAGCCAAAAGGAGGUGGUGUUUGUCUGGAGCUCCGAUACAAAACACAGUUGAUGAUUUAUAUAGCUAUUUCAGGUUCCUUAGAUAUAAUCCGUACGAUGUGUACAAGUCAUUUUACCUUGGAAUCAAGGCUCCAAUUAGCAGAAAUGAAAAACAUGGUUACAAGAAGCUUCAAGCUGUUCUAAGGGCUGUAAUGCUGCGUCGUACCAAAAGAGCAUUGCUUGAUGGACAACCCUUAAUCAAUCUACCUCCAAAGAAAGUUAAUUUGAACAAGGUGGAGUUUUCAGUGGAGGAGUUGUCUUUCUACAAGAAGCUUGAAGCGGAAUCACGAUCACGAUUCAAGGCCUAUGCUGCUGCAGGAACGUUGAACCAAAACUAUACCAAUAUUCUAUUGAUGCUUUUGCGUCUACGCCAAGCUUGUGACCACCCACAACUUGUUCACCGAUCUACCUCAGAUCCUUAUGGAAAAGAAUAUGAAGAAGCAGUUCAAAGACUUUCUAAGGAGGCUCGAAUCAACCUGCUCAGUCGUUUAGAGUCAUCAUCUGCCAUCUGCAAUAUCUGUAAUGAUCCACCAGAACACCCUGUUGUUACGCUGUGUGGCCAUGUAUUUUGCUAUCAAUGCAUUUCAGAACAUAUCUCUGGUGAUGAGAACAUCUGCCCUGUGCGGUCAUGCAGAGAAUACUUUGGGCGUGGUGAUGAUGUUUCCUCUGAUUCUGCUCUUAGAAACAGCGUUGCCAAUGAUUUAGGCUGUAGUUCUUCUUCGCAGGAUAAAUCAUUUUUUCAAAAAAAGGAGUUUACUUCAUUGAAAAUCAAAGCUGUCUUAGACAUCCUUUCCAGAGCACAUGAAGGUGACAAUUUUACCGUUGUAGAGCCACCUAGCCAGGAACCAAUAAAGACGCUAGUGUUCUCUCAGUGGAAUGGCAUGCUUGACUUGGUUGAGCUGUGUUUUAUCGAAAAUGGCAUAGAGUUCAGAAGAUUAGAUGGUACAAUGAGUCUAGCAGCAAGAGACAAGGCUGUUGAAGAAUUCAGCAAUGAUCCAGAUGUAGAGGUGAUACUGAUGUCGCUAAAAGCUGGAAACCUUGGUCUGAAUAUGGUAGCUGCAAGUCAUGUUAUUCUUUUGGAUCUUUGGUGGAAUCCAUCGCGUGCACAUCGUAUUGGACAAACUCGGCCUGUUAGUGUAACUCGUGUCACUAUAAAAGACACCGUUGAGGAUAGAAUGUUGUUUCUUCAGGAGGAGAAAAGGAGAAUGGUUGCAUUUGCGUAUGGUGAAGAUCAUGGUGGAAGCUCUGCGACUCGACUGACUGUUGAUGAUCUCAAGUAUCUUUUUAUGGUGUAGACCACUGAAUUGUAUGCUCUACCCGUAGCCUUCUGCUUUAGUUAUGUUGCAUAGUACUACAUAUUAGUAAUGGAGAUUGUGGCUAACGUUUCUUGAUCAAGAAGAAACCUCUUUUGUAAUUGAACUUCGAUACUGUGGCUCUCCUAGGACUUCGUGUUUUGUUUUUGUGAGGCUUGAAGCCAGUCAUUCGAAAUAUUCAAAUUUGUGUUUAAUAUUAUUUAUCAUCAUUGAUUAUAUAUGUUUUACAAUUA